This is a messenger RNA of Lactuca sativa (garden lettuce), 1032 nucleotides long. RefSeq lists its product as uncharacterized. Lineage: Eukaryota; Viridiplantae; Streptophyta; Magnoliopsida; Asterales; Asteraceae. The record is from RefSeq and is a predicted model, not a curated record.
AUGUCAUAUUCAUCGGAUAGUAGCUCUUACUCAGAUGAUGACGAUGAUGAUUUGGAUGAUAUGAUGAUGAUUGCUUUCUUAAUAAAGAACAAUAGGAAUUUUAUUGACCGAACUCCUUGUAGGACAUCUAUGCUAAGUGGAAAAGAAUACAUUCGAGAGAUAAUGUGCGGUAAUCCUAACCAGUGUUAUGAAGCAAUUAGGAUGAAGCCACAUUAUGUGUUAAGAGCUUUGAAGGCAUUUGCUCUUACAGUAGUUAAAACAACUAACAGAGGUGAAGUUCAACCAAAAAUUCGAGCAGAUUCGAGAUGGUAUCCAUUCUUUAAGAAUUAUAUCGGUGCUAUUGAUGGCACUCAUGUAGCAGCUUGGGCUCCAUUAUCAAAACAAAAGUCAUUUCGCGGAAGAAAAGCAGUGCUUGUUACACAAAAUGUGAUGGCGACUUGUUCCCAUGAUAUGAUGUUUACUUUUGUGUAUACCGGCUGGGAAGGAACAGCGAAUGAUUCUCGUUUUCUAAAUACUCGACUUAAGUAUAUAUUUGCUUUAUGUGGUGUAGAUUAUUUCUAUGUUGUUGAUAGUGGGUAUCCAAAUCUAAAGGGAUUUUUAGCUCCAUAUCGUGGUGAGCGGUAUCAUCGGUCUGAUUGGCAAGGUGGUAGUGGAGUUAGAGGAAAGAAAGAAUUAUUCAACUUUGUACAUUCAUCAGUUCGGAAUGUCAUAGAGCGGGCAUUUGGUGUUCUUAAAAAAAGAUUUCACAUUUUGAAAUAUAUACCAAACUAUCCGUUGAGACGCCAAAUGUUGAUCCCACAUACAUGUUGUGCACUGCAUACUUAUAUACGGAUGGAGGAUAGGGCAGACACUUUAUUCAAUACAUAUGGUGGUGAAAAUUUUCAAGAACUCACAGAAGGCUUUAACGUGGUUCAAGAGGGUUUUCCUUUGGAUAUGACAGAUCAAGAUGAAAUGCUUCAAGUUAGAGAUUCAAUUGCUAACAUGUUAUGGGAAAGACAUACACAACGUCGUCGGGGGCGUUCACAAUAUUGA